GGACCUCCAGGAUGCCAGGGGUGUGGAAGUUGCUACGUAUGCUGAUCUACAUGGUGGUUGGCCUGAGGAGCGUCAGUAGCAACAGCGACAUUUGGCCGCUGGAGAGACCGGAGGGUAUGCCGGCCAUCCAGUCCUUGGAAGUGAUGUGCGGUAAAGACCACAUGGACGUCCACCUUUCGUUCUCGCAGCCCUUCGAAGGCAUCGUCUCGUCCAAGGGCCAGCACGCGGAUCCACGAUGCGUCUACGUGCCACCGUCCACCGGCCAGACGUUCUUCUCCUUCCGGAUAGCCUACGCCAUAUGCGGGACGAAGCCGGACAUGCACGGGCAGUUUUACGAGAACACGGUGGUCGUGCAGUACGACAAGGACCUCCUCGAGGUUUGGGACGAGGCUAAGCGAUUGCGAUGCGAAUGGUUCAACGAUUACGAGAAGACCGCGUCGAAGCCGCCGAUGGUUAUCGCGGAUCUCGACGUGAUACAGCUGGACUUCAGAGGCGACAACGUGGACUGCUGGAUGGAGAUCCAACACGGCAAGGGCCCGUGGGCGCCGCCGGUGUCCGGGAUCGUGCCGCUCGGCUCCACUCUCACUCUGGUCGUCGCCAUAAACGAUUACCGAGGUGAGUUCGACAUGCGGGUCAAGUCGUGCGUGGCAUCGGACGGCGGUGGUCACACGAUACAGCUGAGCGACGAAUUCGGCUGCGUGCUGAGACCGAAGAUGAUCAGCCGGUUCCUGAAGGCGCGCGGCUCGGACGACCGCGCGACCGUCAUCACCUACGCCUUCUUCCACGCCUUCAAAUUUCCAGACGCUCUGAGCGUUCACAUCAAGUGCAAGGUGGAGAUAUGCCGACACGGUUGUCUGGAUCACUGUCAACUGGGCGGUUCCGUGGCUCACUACAUUCAAGAGAGAAAAGAUCAAGUGCCGACGCAGUACAUCCAACAAAAUGUCCCUCCGGUUCCCGUCGUUCCCCACGAUGAUAACAGCAGCGCGGACAAAGAGCACGAGGACGCGGCGAACAGCGCGGAGCAGAGCGAUGGUUCGCUGUACGACGAUGUGAUCCAAAACGGCGACGAAAUGACGUCGAUCGGAGGCCACUUCUUGGACGUGGAGAAGUCGAUCCCAAAGGCGCAGGCGCAGACAAGCGAUCGGCUCCCACCGGUCGAGCAGCCUGAGAACGGCGAGCUUCAAUCCGACAAUAACGCCGACAUAUCAAAGCCGUUUAUGGAACCGUCGCGGAUCACCAGAUACGAAAGCGAGCAGGACCAAUUCCCGCACGGGCCGCGCAACCUGGAAGAGGAUAACGGCGGGCUGCCGCUAUCAGCGACCGCCCGGAGAAGGCGCUCCAUGGUGGUGUCGGACAGGAAAGUGCGCAGCGCCGACGUCGGCGUGAGCGGCAUCUACGAGGUGAUCUCCGAGGCGGACCUGGCGUUCAGCCCGGACACGCACACCGAGGCGGUGACUGUAUUCCAAGGUAGGAUACGCGAGGAGGUCGUCUACGGGAUCUGCCUGCCGAUGCCGGGCUUCAGCGCUCUCUUCAUCGUGGUCGCGCUCUCGGCGGUCGUGUCCGCCCUCGUGGCCGGCGCGAUGCUGCACCGGCUGCAGGCGCAACGGGAGGCCACCGGUGGCAACAGGAAGAACAACAACGGCGUGCACGCGGACAACGGUUGGCUCCCCUACGGCCUGCUUCGCGUCCGCUGCACCACGCGGCCCGCCCAUCCCGACGAGCUGCAGCAGGAACAGCCGACGAACGUAUCGCAGGUCGCCGCCGAUCCGUCGGUCGAGCGGGGCUGA
Molecule: messenger RNA, 1787 nt
Organism: Dinoponera quadriceps
Lineage: Eukaryota; Metazoa; Arthropoda; Insecta; Hymenoptera; Formicidae
Gene: m
Exons: 7
Coding region: 12-1787 (591 amino acids)
Source: RefSeq, a predicted model, not a curated record